Messenger RNA from Tripterygium wilfordii, 524 nucleotides. Its product is annotated as protein PSY2-like. The coding region runs from base 75 to 347 and encodes 90 amino acids. The transcript has 2 exons. Lineage: Eukaryota; Viridiplantae; Streptophyta; Magnoliopsida; Celastrales; Celastraceae. The record is from RefSeq and is a predicted model, not a curated record.
AUAAGUAGGUACUGUGAUGGCCAUUUUUUGUUCCGCAUCACAGAGUUUCUCUGGAGAGACCGAGAAAGGGAGAGAUGAGUUUGGGCGUUCGAUUGUGCUUGUUUUUAUUGCUCGCACUGUCUGUAGUCUCCUCUGCUAGCGACACCCUUGUUUCAGGCAAUAAAAUGGCUUUGUCCGUCGUUGAACCUGCUGGAAGGUCUUUGAGGGUGAUCGUCAAAGACUACGAUGACCCGUCUGCGAACCGCGGCCACGAUCCUCCACAAAGCGGCAAAGUCGAUGGCCGUGGUGGUGGAAAAGGCGAUGGUCUUGGCGGCGGCAGAGGUGGUGUCGGUGGAGGGAGAGGAUGAGUUAUAUCCAAGAUUUUUUUUAAAAAAAAAAAAAGUAUCCCUAGCAUAUGUAUUAUAUAUAUCAUAAAACUCCCUGCUGGGAGUCGGUGCUUACUGUUUACAGAACUAAUUAAUAUUGUUAUUAUCUUAUAUUUUACUCCAACAUAUUGUAUAUUUGUUUUUUGGUGAUCGAUCUUA